Molecule: messenger RNA, 810 nt
Organism: Pestalotiopsis fici W106-1
Lineage: Eukaryota; Fungi; Ascomycota; Sordariomycetes; Amphisphaeriales; Sporocadaceae
Exons: 2
Coding region: 1-810 (269 amino acids)
Biological process (GO): RNA processing
Source: RefSeq, a predicted model, not a curated record
AUGCCGAAAGAGCGCAACUUCAAUCCCGUCCAGGCCCAGCGCAAAGCCGACAAGGCCAAGGAAAUCAAGAAGGGAAAGGCUGAAGCCUCAGCUCGCAGGAAUGAAAAGCUCGCCAAGCGCAACCCGGAACGCAUACAGAAACAAAUCGAAGACCUCAAGAAGAUCACCUCUAGCGGCGGCAAGCUCACAAAACAUGAAGAAUCGCUACUGGAAAGCCUCGAGCGAGACCUGAAGCAGGUCAAGAAGGCCCGGGAGGCGCUCGGCGACCAAGCACCCACUUUCGGUCGUAAUGGCCCGAGGCCUGGAGGCCAGGGCGUACUGGGCAAAAGACGACGCGACCAGGAGGACGUAACCAGCGACGAAGACGAUGUGCCCGAGGACGUGAAAAGAAUACCCAUGCCGCGGGACACACCCCCACCGAUUCCCAAGGAGAUACUGGACCAGUGGUGGGCAAAGAGGCGGGCGAGACGAGCAAAUGCCAACGACAUACCUUUAGGAGAAGGUAGAGGAGGCGGGGAGCGCCAAGCUACCAAAGAGCCCUCUGCUCCUGCAGCCCCGGUCGCAGCACAAACAGUAUAUGAAGCCAAGCCAGUCAUUCGUGACCUCAAGAAGGAAGCAGUCAGCGCAUUCAUGCCGACAGCAGUGCGAAUGAAGAUGGAGAAGAGCAAAGGCCGAUCUGGACUUAUGGAGCCCGACGAAGCAGAUCGCUUGGAGCAGGAGGGCUAUCUUGGCACAACUACAGCAACACCGGCGGCACCAGGUCCACGGACAGUGACGAUGGAAGAAGUGGACGACGAGGACGAAGAAUGA